AUGGAUUCAGAUGCAAAAUCAAGAAAUGAUGCACCAAUCAUCAAACUUAGUAUCGAUCUCAUAAAAACAUAUAAACAUAUAAACCAGGUUUACUACACUGCCAAAGCAAAAAAAAAGCAACAAGCUCAACAACAAGCUCAACAACAAGCACAACAAUUACAGCAACAAGCACAACAACAACAACAUCAACUACAACAACAGCAACAGCUACUACAACAACAACAACAACAACAACAACAACAACAACAACAACAACAACAACAACAACAACAACAACAACAACAACAACAACAACAACAACAAUACCAGCAACAACAUAAUAAUAAUAUUAAUAAUAAUAAUAAUAACAGUAAUAUUAAUAAUAAAAAUAACAACAACAACAACACCAACUUCAACACUAGCAACAAUAAUAACAACACCAAUAAUAAUAGUAAUAAUAAUAGUAAUAAUAAUAAUAGUAAUAAUAAUAAUAAUAAUAAUAAUAUUAAUAAUAUUAAUAAUAUUAAUAUUAAUAAUAAAAAUAAUAAUAAUAAUAAUAAUAACAAUAAUAAUAUAAAUAAUAUAAAUAAUAAUAAUAAUAAAAACAACAAUAAUAAUAAUAAUAAUAAUAAUAAUGAUGAUAAUAAUAAUAUAAAUAAUAACAAUAGUAAUAAUAAUAAUAAUAAUAAUAAUAAUAAUAAUAAUAAUAAUAAUAAUAAUAAUAAUAAUAAUAAUAAUAAUAAUAGUAAUAAUAACAAUAAUAAUAAUAAUUUAAAUAAUAACAACAGCAAUAAUAAUUAUAAUAAUAAUACAACCACAACAUCUUCAUCAAAUAAUAAUAAUAACAAUAAGCAAAGUAAAUAUAAUGAUGGAUAUGAUGAUGAAAAUGCAGAUUAUAUAGUUAGGAUUGGUGAAGUGUUUGUAGAUAGAUUUGAAAUUAUAUCAAGUUUGGGUAAAGGUUCAUUUGGUCAAGUAGUAAAAGCGUUCGAUAGCGUAUUAAAGGAAUAUGUUGCUAUUAAAAUCAUUAAAAAUAAAGUACCCUUUUAUAAUCAAGCCUUAAUUGAAAUUAGAUUACUCGAAUUAAUGAAUAAUAAAGAUCCAGAAGAUCAAUACAAAAUUAUAAAAUUAAAACAUCAUUUCAAAUUUAGAAAUCAUCUUUGUAUAGUAACCGAAUUAUUAUCAUAUAAUCUUUAUGACCUAUUAAGAAACACUCAUUUCCAUGGUGUUUCAUUAAAUUUAAUUAAAAAAUUUGCACAUCAAAUACUGACUGCUUUAUUUUUUAUGUCAACCCCCGAGGUUGAUGUUAUUCAUUGUGAUUUAAAACCAGAGAAUAUAUUAUUAAGAAAUCCAAAAAGAAGUGCAAUUAAAAUCAUUGAUUUUGGAAGUUCAUGUCAUUCAAAUGAAAGAAUGUAUAAAUACAUACAGAGUAGAUUUUAUAGAUCACCAGAGAUCCUAUUGGAAUUAGAAUAUUCAUUUUCAAUUGAUAUGUGGUCAUUGGGAUGUAUAUUAGUGGAGAUGCAUGUUGGUGAACCAUUAUUCAGUGGUCAAAAUGAACAAGAUCAAUUAACCAAAAUCAUAGAGGUAUUGGACCUACCACCAUCUCAUAUGAUUGAUUCAAGUCCUAAAGCAAAGAAAUUCUUUACCAAGGAUCCAAUUAAUUCGACAUAUCAAUUGAAAAAGAAUGAAAAAUUGAAAACAAAUGUUGAAUUUUGUAAAAAGAAACUAUCAGAAAUUAUAGGUGUUGAAACAGGAGGCCCACAAAGUAGAAGGAAAAAUGAACCAGGUCAUGCGCUAGUGGAUUAUUUAAAAUUUUUAGAUUUAAUUGAAAAGAUGUUAAUUUAUGAUCCUCAAAAAAGAAUUACACCUUUGGAAGCUUUACAACAUUCUUUCUUUUUAACUGAUGAAACAUCACAACCACCACAACAACAAUCACAACAACAAUCACAACAACAAUCACAACAACAAUCACAACAACAAUCACAACAACAAUCACAACAACGACGACAGUCAAAUACCGACAAUAAUUUUUCAAAUAAUAACCCAAUAAAUAAUUAUAAUUCACCAUCCUCAAAGUCACCGCAUCAACAACUACAACAACAACAACAACAACAACAACAACAACAACAACAACAACAACAACAACAACAACAACAACAACAACAACAACAACAAACAUAUUCACCAACAACACAACAAUCAAACCAUAAAUUGGUUGACCAAAUGAAAAAAGCAUCAAUGAAGGAUAAAUCACCUCAUUCCAAUAUCUCAAACAUUUUAAAUGACUCUGAGGAAGAUAAUAGUAAAGUUCAUAUUAAUAGUAAUACUAGCGAUAACAUGCAAGCAAGAAUUAAUUUUCAAGUAGAAAACCAAAGUAAUAUUUAUAAUAAUAAUAAUAAUAAUAACAACAAUAACAACAAUAACAACAAUAAUAAUAAUAGUAAUAAUUAUAACAAUAGUAAUGAACUAUCGCCAAAUCCACCUAUUUUACCAAAUUUAAAGGAUCUUUUACCUCAUAAUAAUAAUAAUAUUUGA
This is a messenger RNA of Dictyostelium discoideum AX4, 2511 nucleotides long. RefSeq lists its product as hypothetical. Lineage: Eukaryota; Evosea; Eumycetozoa; Dictyosteliales; Dictyosteliaceae. The record is from RefSeq and is a predicted model, not a curated record. The transcript has 4 exons. The coding region runs from base 1 to 2511 and encodes 836 amino acids. Gene Ontology annotation, molecular function: protein serine/threonine/tyrosine kinase activity; protein kinase activity; protein serine kinase activity.